Elaeis guineensis (African oil palm) is the source of this 1293-nucleotide messenger RNA. RefSeq lists its product as uncharacterized. The record is from RefSeq and is a predicted model, not a curated record. Lineage: Eukaryota; Viridiplantae; Streptophyta; Magnoliopsida; Arecales; Arecaceae.
UUUAUUCCCAUUUAUAACCCCCUCAUGAGCUCCCCCCCCUGCACCCAACCGAACGUUAGACGCUUCUCCCCAAAGUACUACUCCUCGCCUGCGGUUUUCUCAUCCCCCGAGCCCUUCAAAGUUCUAUUCUUCUCUCUUUUUCUGGAGGAAAAACCAGCGGCAGUCGGAUCCACUCACCGCCGACACGGUGGAAUCGAUGGUGAUCUCGGCGGAGACGGGCUCGAGGCCGCCGGAUCCCCCGUCGGCGGCCGCGACGGCGCCCUCGAGAGGGGAGGCGCAGGGCAAUCUGCUCCACAACUUCUCCUUUCCGGUUCUGAAGACGUGGGGAAACCAGCGGCUCCUCCGCUGCAUGAACUUGAAUCGUGAAGGGGAGAUGAUCGGCGGAGGCCGGGGAACGGCAGCCGAGGGCUGGGGGCCGCGGAUCCAAGCUCUGGCGGAGGGCGGCGAGGGCGACGCGGGGCUGGAGGAGGUCAGGGAGAAGCUCCUUGUUCACCUCCGCGAGGCGGCGGACCGGAUGAAGCUCGUGGUCCCUCCUCCUCCCAAGGGCGCGUCGCGGGAGAAGCCGGAGCCGGAGCCGGAUCCGGAGCCCGAGCAGGAGCCGUCUUCGUCGGCGGCGGCGGUGGUGAGGCCGUGGAAUCUGAGGACUAGAAGGGCGGGGUCCAGGGCUCGGAUGGGGAUGGAGCGACACCUGAGCGUCUCUCCGCACCGGCCGGCGGCGGCGGUGGAGAGGAGGACGGUGCGGCUUAGGUCGGAGGACGCCGACCGGAGGGACCGGCCCAAGUUCUCGAUCACGCUCAAGGUGGAGGAGAUCGAGGAGGAUAUCUACGCGGUGACGGGAUCCCGCCCCCGCCGCCGGCCCAAAAGGCGCCCUCGCGUCGUCCAGAAACAGCUCGACGCGUUGUUCCCUGGUUCGUGGUUGUCGGAGAUAACGGCCGACACGUAUCGGAUUCCGGAGUAGAGCCCCGAAGGCCGGCCGACGGACCGACAAGGAGGUAAGGUUACCUCCGGUUAUCUGAACCCUUUCUCCGCUGCACCUCCGCUUGUCAGUUUGGGGUCAACUGACGGUACGAAAAUUCGUUCCCAAAACCUUUAGAAGAGCCAUAACAAAUUAAAUCCUGUUUUAUCUUCUGUUUCCAGCUAUGGCUAUUCUCUUCCACAGAAGCUGUCUCUGUAGAAAUAUUUAUUCUCUCCGUCUUCUCUCUUGGUCUUUAAUUAUGUGAAACCGUGUUAAUGUUAUUGUAGUCUUUCAAACCCCACUCUUCGUUUCGCUUUAUGUAGUUCACAUCAUUUUGU